Molecule: messenger RNA, 1078 nt
Organism: Tricharina praecox
Lineage: Eukaryota; Fungi; Ascomycota; Pezizomycetes; Pezizales; Pyronemataceae
Exons: 1
Coding region: 195-818 (207 amino acids)
Source: RefSeq, a predicted model, not a curated record
GCUCGGUACUCUUGUUUGAACCCGAGAAGGGAGACGAGAAGGAGAUGCCCGCUAUCAGUGUUGAUGAUUACACCGACUCAGGUGACGAGAAUAGUCCCGUUGAGCCGCCGGCUGCGUUGUUGGCUGGCCUGCCGAAGGUGGAGCAGGUACACACGCAGAGGCCGCCGGUGGAGUUGAUGUGAGCAUGUUGGAUAAUGAGCGGAGCAUGGCGUUUGUACAGAGAUUUCCUUAUUUCUUCCUUUUCUUCGUUUUCCUUGCGUCUGUGUGUGUGUGUUUGUCUGUCUGGUGUGUCUGUGCGUGUGUGUGAAGGCGUCUGCAAGUGUGCUUUUAUCUUUUUCUUCUUUUCUUUCGGGUUUGGUUCUGGGGAUUGGUCUUGGGGAUUGGGGGUGGUUUUGAUAUCAUGGGUGUUCGUUUUCUUCUUCUUCUUCUUCUUCUUCUUCUUCUUCUGCUUUUCCUUUACUGUUACUUGGUACCGUUACUACUGUUCUUUCGGGAACUACCUCCAUACCUCUGCCUGUCUACCUAUUACUUUCUACUCAUAUAAAUUGACGGGGGUUACCACCAAGCCAGCUGCCAGAUCGUUCGUGACCUCAAAUUCUCCACACCUCUCCUCACCUCUCCUCACCUCUCCUCACCUCUCCUCACCUCUCCUCACCUCUCCUCACCUCUCCUCACCUCUCCUCACCUCUCCUCACCUCUCCUCACCUCUCCUCACCUCACCUCUCCUCAUCGACCGAGUACACACAGUGCACACGUCCUUCCUGCUGUCGAAAUCUACUUGCAAACUAGAAACUGCAAACCGGAAACCGAAACUGUAAAUGGAAAAAGAAACCACAUGCAUGUAUAACCAAACCAAAACCAAAACCGCAAAUAGAAAAGAAAGAAAAAAACAACCAUGUAUCUAUAGAGUAACCAAACCAACACCCGCAACACCAAUAAAGCAACCAUCAUCUCCAUCAGACAACUGCCCAAGCCUUCCCAAGUUCCCAUCCAAUCACCGCACGUCACCCGCAGCCCGCCCACUCAUUGCGUUCAAUGGACUUCUUUUCGCAGGGAAACCGAACGAACGAAUGACCAA